Messenger RNA from Rangifer tarandus platyrhynchus (Svalbard reindeer), 1062 nucleotides. Lineage: Eukaryota; Metazoa; Chordata; Mammalia; Artiodactyla; Cervidae. The record is from the annotation of a GenBank genome assembly.
AUGCCCUUGGUGUGUUUGAGAGACUUCCAGGCGCAUGCACGGGACCACCUCUCUAAGUCAACUUGGGAUUUUAUCGAAGGAGGAGCUGAUGACUGCUGCACGCGGGAUGAGAACAUGGCAGCGUUUAAAAAAAUCCGCCUCCGUCCCCGGUAUCUGAGAGAUGUGUCUAAGGUGGACAUGCGGACCACCAUCCAAGGAGCAGAGAUCAGCGCUCCCAUUUGCAUCGCACCCACAGGUUUCCACCGCAUCGCCUGGCCUGAUGGAGAAAUGAGCACAGCCAGAGCUGCACAAGCAGCCAGUAUCUGCUACAUCACCAGCACGUAUGCCAGCUGUAGCCUUGAAGAUAUCGUUGCUGCCGCCCCCAGGGGCCUGCGGUGGUUCCAACUCUAUGUGCACCCGAGCCGGCAGAUAAACAAACAGCUAAUCCAAAAGGUGGAAUCCCUGGGUUUCAAAGCUCUGGUCAUUACUGUGGAUGUACCCAAAGUUGGCAACAGACGGCAUGACAUUACAAACCAAGUCAACUUGAUGCAGAAUUUAUGGUUGAAAGAUCUCGGAUCACCUGAGAUGGGAAAUUCAAUGCCUUAUUUCCAAAUGUCCCCAAUUGACCCAUCCAUCUGCUGGGAAGAUCUCUCUUGGUUUCAGAGCAUGACUCGAUUGCCCAUCAUCCUUAAGGGAAUCCUGACAAAAGAGGACGCAGAGUUAGCUGUGAAGCACAAUGUCCAUGGCAUCAUUGUUUCCAACCAUGGUGGGAGGCAGCUUGAUGAGGUUCCUGCUUCUAUCGAUGCCCUGACAGAAGUGGUGGCCGCUGUGAAAGGGAAGGUUGAAGUGUACCUGGAUGGUGGGAUCCGGACUGGCAACGAUGUGCUGAAGGCUCUAGCCCUUGGGGCUAAGUGCGUUUUUGUGGGGAGACCCAUCCUGUGGGGUCUUGCUUACAAGGGUGAACAUGGUGUUAAGGAAGUUUUGGAUAUUUUAAAAAAUGAAUUCCACACUUCCAUGACCCUGACAGGUUGCCGAUCAGUUGCUGAGAUCAAUCAGGACCUGAUCCAGUUCUCCAGAUUGUAA